AUGGCUAAACAGGGUUCCUCAAGCUCACCAACUCUUGGAGCUGACCCUUCUGAAGCAAAAAUCACACCAAUUGUGAUCAUUUCUUGUAUCUUGGCCGCUACUGGAGGUCUCAUGUUUGGUUACGAGAUCGGUAUUUCGGGAGGUGUAACAUCCAUGCCGGGUUUUUUGAAAAAUUUCUACCCGGAUGUGUAUGCUAGCACCCAGAUUCUGAAGACUCAUAACAGCAACUAUUGCAAAUACAAUAAUCAAAAGCUGCAGUUGUUCACAUCUUUGCUCUACCUUGCGGCUCUGGUAUCAACAUUCUUUGCGUCACACAGUACCAAAAAGCUAGGAAGAAAGAUGACCAUGUUGAUUGCUGGGAUUUUCUUCAUAGUUGGCACAGUUCUUAACUCGGCAUUUACAAACUUUACCACGGUCAUUAUUGGGAGAGUCCUUCUUGGUUGUGGAGUUGGUUUCGCUAAUCAGGUUGUCCCACUCUUUCUUUCGGAGAUUGCUCCGACAAGAAUCCGUGGAGGACUUAACAUACUUUUCCAGCUUAAUGUAACUCUUGGAAUUCUUUUUGCAAACCUUGUCAACUAUGGAGCUGCUAAAAUUAAAGGAGGAUGGGGUUGGAGGCUAUCGUUGGGUCUAGCAGGGGUUCCAGCCCUUAUGCUAACCUUGGGGUCCCUCAUUGUAGUAGACACUCCUAACAGUCUGAUACAGCGUGGUAAGUUGGAGGAAGGAAAAGCAGUCCUUGGAAAGAUUAGGGGGACUCAAAAUAUUGAAGCCGAGUACUUGGAUAUAUUAGAGGCAAGUAAUGAAGCCAGAGAAAUCAAGCAUCCUUUCAGGAACCUCCUUAAGCGUAAAAAUCGGCCUCCUCUCGUCAUUGCAAUAGCAAUGCAGAUCUUCCAGCAGUUCACUGGCAUUAAUGCAAUAAUGUUCUAUGCUCCGGUUUUAUUCGCAACCAUGGGUUUCGGCAACAAUGCUUCCCUUUACGCAGCUGUCAUAACAGGAGCAGUCAAUGUGCUCUCGACCAUUGUAUCAAUCUUUGUAGUUGACAAACUUGGCCGCCGCAUGCUGUUAUUAGAAGCCGGUGUCCAAAUGUUGCUUUCUCAAUUGGUUGUUGCAAUAGUGCUAGCACUCAAGGUGAAGGACCACUCCAACAAUCUUUCUUUCGGUUUGGCGAUACUGGUGGUGGUGAUGGUGUGUUCUUUCGUCUCUGGUUUUGCUUGGUCUUGGGGACCUCUCGGGUGGUUGAUCCCAAGCGAGACAUUUCCACUGGAGACCCGCUCGGCCGGGCAAAGUGUGACGGUUUGCAUCAACAUGAUCUGCUGUUUUCUUAUAGGGCAAAUCUUCCUCUUAAUGCUUUGCAGCUGGAAGUACGCCAUCUUCUUGUUCUUCUCAGCUUGGGUUUUGGUGAUGACGCUCUUUGUGCUGUUUCUAGUCCCCGAGACCAAGAAUGUCCCUAUUGAAGAGAUGACAGAGAGAGUGUGGAAGCAACACUGGUUUUGGAAGAGGUUCAUAGAUGAGUAUGAGGGUGAUGAUUCAAAUAGAAAAUAUGUAAACUAACUCUUCCAUGAUUUCAAGUCGCCCAGUCCGCAUCGUUAAAUCUCACUGUGUCCCGCACAAGUGCACAUGUUUAAAGUUGUAAUACUAUGAACUAAUGAUUACAACUCAUCCCAGGUACCCAAGUAAUGGAGCUCGACAUGAACGUUUCAUUUUAACCAUGCUAACUGGGCAAUGGAGCAGGUUCAUAAAUUUUGAAAAGU
Messenger RNA from Fragaria vesca subsp. vesca, 1748 nucleotides. RefSeq names its product sugar transport protein 13-like. Gene Ontology annotation, biological process: monosaccharide transmembrane transport. The coding region runs from base 1 to 1548 and encodes 515 amino acids. NCBI's taxonomy places the organism in Eukaryota, Viridiplantae, Streptophyta, Magnoliopsida, Rosales, Rosaceae. The record is from RefSeq and is a predicted model, not a curated record. The transcript has 5 exons. Gene Ontology annotation, molecular function: monosaccharide transmembrane transporter activity. Gene Ontology annotation, cellular component: membrane.